This is a messenger RNA of Labrus mixtus (cuckoo wrasse), 5228 nucleotides long. RefSeq names its product ephrin type-B receptor 1-like. The record is from RefSeq and is a predicted model, not a curated record. Gene Ontology annotation, biological process: axon guidance; cell surface receptor protein tyrosine kinase signaling pathway; protein phosphorylation. Lineage: Eukaryota; Metazoa; Chordata; Actinopteri; Labriformes; Labridae. Bases 246 to 3329 code for a protein of 1027 amino acids. The transcript has 20 exons. Gene Ontology annotation, molecular function: transmembrane-ephrin receptor activity; ATP binding; protein binding. Gene Ontology annotation, cellular component: plasma membrane; neuron projection.
GAGAGGGAGAGAGAGAGAGAGAGAGAGAGAGAGAGAGUGUGAGAUCUACCAGCAGUGUGUCCGCUUCAGUCCCCGUUGACUCUGCCGGUGCUGCACUUGUCAAACACACACACACACACACACACACACACACACAUACAUACACACACACACACUCUGAAGGCUGAGAUGUGACUGUGACGCCAGAGGAAUACAGCGUGUUUCUGUUUCUGUGGGAUUUUUCUUUCUUUCUGUCAGCUCGGAUAAUGGGAGAGGACAGACGGGGAGACAUGUGGACCAUGCCGGCCACUCUGGCUGCGUUGCUCCUCUGUGUGAUUACUUCUGUCUGCGCGGUGGAAGAGACAGUGAUGGAUACAAGGACAGCGACAGCUGAGCUUGGCUGGAUAUCUUUCCCUGCCAAUGGAUGGGAGGAGGUGAGCGGCUAUGAUGAGAACCUCAACACCAUCAGGACGUACCAGGUGUGCAACGUGUUUGAGCCCAGCCAGAACAACUGGCUCCUCACUACGUACAUCGACCGGAGGGCGGCACAACGCAUCUACGUGGAGAUCCGAUUCACCGUAAGAGACUGCGCCUCCAUUCCCAGCGUCCUCGGCUCCUGCAAAGAGACGUUCAACCUCUACUACCACGAGACAGAGAGGACCGUGUCAGAGAGCAUUAAAGGGGUGGAGUACUGGGCCAAUGCCCCCUUUCUGAAGGUGGAUACCAUUGCAGCAGAUGAGAGUUUCUCCCAGGUAGAUUUUGGGGGAAGGCUAAUGAAGGUGAACACUGAAGUUCGGAGUUUCGGCCCGCUGUCUAAAGGCAGAGGGUUCCACUUGGCCUUCCAGGAUUUGGGCGCCUGCAUGUCCCUCCUGGCUGUGCGCGUAUUCUACAAGAAAUGUCCCAGCGUAGUGCAGAACUUUGCUUUUUUCCCAGAGACACUGACCGGAGCCGAGUCCACGUCGUUAGUCAUCGCCAGAGGAAAUUGUAUCCCGAACGCUGAGGAGGUAGAUGUGCCCAUAAAGCUUUACUGUAACGGGGAUGGAGAGUGGAUGGUACCCAUUGGAAGCUGCAGCUGCAAGGCGGGAUAUGAGCCGGACAACAGCAACGUGUGUCGAGCUUGCCCUCAGGGCACCUUUAAGUCCUUCCAGGGGCCCGGAUUAUGUCAGCAGUGUCCGCCCAACAGCCGCUCCACCAUCGAGGCAGCCACCCUCUGCAUUUGUCGGAACGGCUAUUACCGUGGAGACAUGGACAAACCUGAGGACAUGUGCACCAGUGUCCCUUCGGCUCCUCGCAACGUGGUUUCGGUCGUCAACCAGACAUCCGUGCUGCUGGAGUGGCACUCACCUCGUGACACAGGGCACCGCGAAGACCUGACGUAUAACGUCUUGUGCCGGCGGUGCCACAGCAGCGAGCGCCGGGCUUGUCAGCCAUGUGACGACGGCGUGGCGUUUGUACCUGGCAGGCGAGGGCUAAAGGACACGAGGGUGGAGAUCAGCAAGCUGCGUGCUCACACAUCGUACACCUUCGACAUACAGGCAGUCAAUGGGGUCUCCAACAAGAGCCCUUAUCCCGCCCAGCAACUGUCAAUCAACAUUACGACCAAUCAGGCUGCUCCCUCAGCAGUUCCCAUAAUGCACCAAGUGAGCUCAACGAGCCGCAGUUUCUCGUUGUCAUGGCCACCGCCCGAACAGCCCAACGGAAUUAUCCUCGAAUACGAGAUACGAUACUAUGACAAGGCCCAGUCCUCGCUCCUGAACAGCUCAGUGGUCCAGAGCGAAGCACCCAAUGUUGUUCUGGAGGGACUGAAGCCGGGCACCGGCUAUGUGGUCCAGGUGAGGGCCCGGACGGUAGCCGGCUUUGGAGUCUACAGCAAGGAUAUGCUCUUCCAAACACUCACUGACGAUGAGUACAAGUCAGAGCUGGGACAGCAGCUCUCCCUGAUCGCAGGCUCUUUAGUAGGUGGAGUGUGUAUCGUGUCAUUGGUAGCCAUCGCCAUCAUCUGUUCCAGGAGGAGGCAGCUGAAGGAGAGUGUGUACGGUGACAAGCUGCAGCAGUACAACACGGGAGGAGAGGUGACUCUCAGGCCAGACAUGUUCAGCGGGCCGACCCCAACCGUGACCUUUCCCACCCUGUCUGAAGGUCACAGUUCACCAGGGGUCAAGAUCUACAUCGACCCCUUCACCUACGAGGACCCCAAUGAGGCCGUGAGGGAGUUUGCCAAGGAAAUCGACCCCUCCUGUGUCAAAAUAGAGGAAGUCAUUGGAUCAGGUGAGUUCGGGGAGGUGUACAAAGGUCGCCUGAAGCCUGUGGGGAAAAAAGAGCUCCCCGUGGCGAUAAAGACCCUGAAGGUUGGCUACUCGGAGAGGCAGAGGCGGGACUUCCUGUCCGAGGCGUCGAUCAUGGGCCAGUUCGACCAGCCGAACAUCAUCCGACUGGAGGGCGUGGUCACGAAGAGCCGGCCGACGAUGAUCAUCACGGAGUUCAUGGAGAACGGAGCGCUCGACUUCUUCCUCAGGCAAAAUGACGGACAGUUCCCAGUGAUCCAGCUGGUUGGUAUGCUGAGGGGCAUCGCAUCUGGAAUGAGGUACCUGGCAGAGAUGAGUUAUGUUCACCGGGACCUGGCAGCUCGGAACAUCUUGGUGAACAGUAACUUGGUGUGUAAGGUGUCAGACUUCGGCUUAUCGCGCUACCUGGAGGAGGACACGUCAGAUCCCACCUACACCAGCUCACUGGGUGGUAAAAUCCCGGUGCGGUGGACGGCUCCGGAGGCGAUCGCCUACAGGAAGUUCACGUCAGCUUCAGAUGUGUGGAGUUAUGGGAUCGUCACCUGGGAGGUGAUGUCAUACGGAGAGAGGCCGUACUGGGACAUGAGCAACCAAGAUGUGAUAAACGCCAUCGAGCAGGACUUCAGGCUGCCGGCUCCCAUGGACUGCCCGGUAGUUCUGCACCAGCUGAUGCUGGACUGCUGGCAGAAAGACAGAAACGCCCGGCCAAAGUUCCCUGAUAUAGUCAGCAUGUUGGACAAAAUGAUACGCAACCCUGCAUCCCUCAAAGCCGGCAUCAACAACAUCCCCCCUGUUCCUUCCCAUCAUCCUUUGUUAGACCGAGGAGCUCCGGACCUGAGCAUGGUGAGCUCUGUGGAGGACUGGCUGGCGGCGCUGAAGAUGACCCAGUACAGAGACUCCUUCCUCGGCUCCGGCUUCACUUCUCUGCCGCUCGUCACACAAAUCACAGCCGAAGAUCUGCAGAGGAUUGGAGUGUCUCUGGCCGGACACCAGAAGAAAAUCCUGACCAGUGUUCAGUCAAUGAGGCACCACGCCGAUGACCAGUCUCCUACUGAAUCUGUGUAACCACACGGGGAGAAGAGAUACCGUGUGAAGUAUGUGACAAAGUGUUCAGUCUGAACCAGAAGACUGCAGAUUUCACUCUCGUACAUGUGAGGAUCCAAACCACUCUUCAUGCUUUUUAACGAUAUCUGUGGCUGUUUGUUUCUAAGUCACCAGGUCCCUCCUUCACUGAAAACAUUAAGCCCCUCAUGUUAAUUUAAACUGAAUGCUUCCUUUAUGCAGAGUUAGUGCAAGAAGGGGAAGAAACGCAGACAUAAUUUGUGAAUGGAAACAAAAAUAGAACAAGUUGUAUCUGGAGGUUUCUAUCUGUUACUAUAAGAUGGACAAUCAAAAAAACCUCAAUCUUCUCUCCUUGCAAGACUUCCAGCAUCAAAAUCUAUGUUACUUUUGACCAGCCUGACUGACUGUUUCAUUCAUGGACACCAUGUUGUGGUUUCUUUGUGAGGAUAAAUCCAUCAGACAAACUUCUGAGAAGAGGAAACAGACUUUAAUGUAAAGGGAUGCAAACUGCACCAGAAGCCUCAGAAAAAAAAGUCUUAAAAGUUUCCUGCUGUUUUUUUUUUGUUUUUGUUCUGUUUUGCUGAGACUACUUUAGUGUAUUGGUGAAAAUAUUUGAUUCCAGACUGGAGUCAAAACUUAAAUGGGACUUGUGUGAAUCCCUCUUCAUAUUGAAGAGUCUGUACAUACAAUACAGGAAGUUACAUUUCCUAUUUUCUCUUUUCCUUUCACUUUUAGCCAACAGUGUUGAACAAUGUCAUGUCACUGUCGUAUUUAUGAUCUUUCUAUGAUCACUUUCUUCUGCGGGACUCAUCGCUGGAACAUACUUAAAAAAUCUGCAGACAACAAAAAAAAAAAAAAAAAGCUUAAAAAAAAAGGUUUCAUAGUUGUAUUUUUUUGCAAACUCAUCAAUACACAGAGAGAGAGAGAGAGAUCGAGAGCAUCGCCUGGACUACUUACAAUAAUUAAUUCAGAUGGAGCUCAUAAUGGAUGAUGUUGUACAGUCAGCACACACGCCCUCUGAGUAAAGCCAAUUACAGAGCAGGAAAACAAAGUCAGAUACAGAAAUAUGAAUCUAUAGCGUGUGUGUGUUCUCCAGGAACGGAAGCAAGAGGACUAUAGAAGAAAAAUGGAAAACAUUUGCUGAGAGACUGUAGGGUCUUGAGUCAUUAACCAGCUGCAGAAACACACCUGUUGUGAGCACACAGCAGCGAACAGAGAGUCUCAGAAGACAGAAAAAAGGCUACUCUGAUCCAAUGUUCUUGUGAUUUGGCUGCAAAUCGUACAGCCGAGAGCCAGUGAGGCAUCAAAACAACGCGUGAACACACCAGAAAUCCAAUGCUCAUGCGCCGCCCCUUGCAUGAAUCAAAACCAUAUUCCUGUCAAAACCUGUGCGGCUGCAGACGAGAUAGUUUAUAUGACUCGACGGCGACCAGGCAGAAGUCAUGUCAGGGUCUGUGUUGACAAGUCACACUAAUCCGAUUUAUACGGCUGUGUCAGAUUGCAGAUGAAUGACAUUAAAUAACCCAUCAACAUUUUUCAUCUGUGCACAGCAACCUUUUCAGAUAAACGGCCUUUCUGCACAUUCAUUUGAAGGCGUCAAAAAUAUGUCAGAAAACAAGAUCGGAAAAUAUGAUAGUUAGAUUAAAAAAAAAAAAAAAAUUGCAGAGGGAGUUAGAAAAGGAAAAUGCCGGCCUUUUCAUCAUGUUCAGUGCACAAAUGAGACUCACCAAUCUUCACAAAGUAUGAUAUCAGGGAAAGGCCUGAUCACACUCUGGGGCUCACUGGUGGAGGAGUACCGGGAGAUCUUCAUUUAUCUGAGUGCUGAGCAGAUUAUAAGCCGUGAAACAGCAGCAUCGCUCUGCCUGCAGGACCCAAAAAAGAAGAAAAAAAAAAGAAGAAAAA